Molecule: messenger RNA, 4706 nt
Organism: Amoebophrya sp. A25
Lineage: Eukaryota; Dinophyceae; Syndiniales; Amoebophryaceae
Source: the annotation of a GenBank genome assembly
CGGUCGUCUAGUGGUCCUAGUCCCCUGUUCAAAUAAGUCUUUCCUGCUUGGUCUUACCAUAAGUCGGUCCUUCGUCAAGUCUGCUGCGUCCAGUCUUAGAUAAUUAGUAGUCGGUUUAAUCUUUAUGACGUCUCGCUCACGUGAAAUCGAAUUCUCGAAGGAAAUUCAGACUACUCUGAAGACACGUAGUACAACGACUAGUUGCUUGAAUCUCAUGUCUCUAAGAAACCAAUCAAACAGCAUACCUCUUCUAAAAAAACCAAUCAAACAGUAGAGGAGCAGACUGAAAUAAACAGAUGUAAGCUGUACAGUUCAUUGGUUUGUUGUUUCUUUGUAAAAAGAUCUUGACUGGGAGGUACACCAUCAUCAUCAUCAUCCGCCUAUAAUUUUGAUUUUCAUUUUUCCACGUGUUUUUUACAAGCUCUUCAUCUUCUACCCUGCACAAACAUAUAAGCCAUGGCUGACCAACAAGAUUUGGAGGACCCUGAACAGGCUAACAGUCAGCCAAUACGCAAUUCUGCUUAAGGGUUGAAAUAUUUCAUUUUUACAGGCUAUUCAUCUCCCUUAAGAUUGCUCUUUAAGAAUGAAAUGUUUCAUCCUUUAAUCUUCACCUGGCGGCACAGACACAGACUCAGAGGACGAUGUGGAGGCGGGACUGCUGGAUGGCUCCACAGGAGCAGCUUUGCUGACAGAGGAUAUUGAGUUAUGACUUGGCUGUACUUCUUGGUUUUGGCACUAGUUCGCGGCGUGGAUUGAUUCUUCGCUGAGUGCUACUCCUACUUCUAAUGAUUAGAUGGUAUAAUUGAUCAUUUCUUCUUGUGGAAGCGUAGUUUCGAUUUUUGAUUUUUCUUGAGGUCUAAUAAUAUCGAUGACCCAUUGGGAGUUCUAUGCGAGCCGCAAGAAAAUUCCGUACGUAACGCUUGCCGACUACGGGCCACAGAAUGCUUUCUUUAUGGAAGGAAAUGAACAGGACAAGAAAAUAUAGUAGCAGUUUCAAAGUAGUUUCAAUCUAGAAAUGGUGGAACUCCGUGAUUUCCUGGGGGCGGAAAGAUUUACUUACUCAGUCAUUUUAUAGAGUUUCAUGAAGGUGGCACUGUUAAAACUUUUCAUAUUCUUGCACUUUCUAUGGAGCGGCAUGGUGCUCUUGGGGUUACGGUUUGUCCUCCCUCGCCUCGACAGAAAGUUCGAUUGCAGUUAUCUUUACGACUACUGGUGGUGCUUUUUAGCCUGGUUCGCAGUGAUGGGUAUCGGUUUGUCUCCAUACCUGGAUGUUAAGGCUCCAGUUUGUUAACUUCUAAGUUGCUGAAGAAUUAUUCGAGAAGAGGGAAAGAACAGAUCUUCAAGUCUGGAUCUCCUAAUUUCAGCACCAUGAAACCAGCGGCAUGCAUGGCGGUGAUGGUAAGCACGUGGUUUGUCUACUACAUCUUUGCGUGCGGUUUGCUCGCUAUGCGGGACUCGGUUAGCAAGUGCUUCAGGGAUCGCGCUGCUCUGUUAAAAUGGUGGGAGCUUACAUUGUGGACAGUUAAGGCCAGAGAUUCAUCUGUGUUAGUAUUCGAUGCACACAAGUAAAAACAAGCCGGUUAGUUUUUCCCUCGUAGUUUUGCUCGGUUCAUGAUCUUUACUAGGUGUAUCAUGAUGCUCCGUAUGAAACAAGAGCCACCCCGUAUUCGACGCAUAAGCGGAUCUGAAGUCCGCUUUUUCAAGUAUCAGAAGUUCUUGUCUUUGGUUUUUCAACUGUAAGAAGCAUAACAAGGAAGAAGGCGAGGACCUCAGCAAGAGGGAUCAUGCUUCUGGAAGAGAACAAAAUCGGAAGAUGCACACCCUACUAUCUACCCUCUAAGAUGACACUUGACUUAUACACGAUUUGAAUACCCCCACGUAAUAUAUGCUCUAAUACUACGUGGUUCGGCAUGGUGGUGUGCUACGUUGUACUAAACAAAGCCGAUUUCGGAGAGGUGGAGGCAUAUGUUUGGGGGUACUAGAUAUCGACUAUAGAGCUUUUUUCUAGUUAGGUUGGCUCCACCACUAUAUAGAGCAUUUUUUUCACAAAAAUGGAUACACUGACUCUGAUUUUUCCAGGCUUCUCCUAUAGGGUACGACAAGACCAUCCCCUAGAAGGAGAGUUUUACAAGGUUUUUCACGAUUGUAUUCGUUGUUGUGAGCAAAAUUUUAGUAGAGAUUAUUUUUUCUUGCCUCUUUGGACUUUUUCUCGCGAUCGUCCUCUGGGGUCGAGUCCCGCUAGCGACUUGGAAGAUCACACACGCGACACACGACAUGACAUUUUUCUUGCAUCACCAUUACAGACGCGGUGAUAAAGCGAGAGGAAAAGAGGCAGCGGCAAAAAUAGCGGGUUUCUGCUCGCAUCCAGCCACACUAGCUGCUGCUAUACUUCUGGUCCUUGUCUUAUGGAGGCAAAAAUAUUUAUAUUUUAAAGAGUAACUAGGUAGUGCAACAACUUACUAUUUGUAUUUUUUUCAGUAACUAGAUAUCAACAUCAACAGGGGGGGAAUCUUCGGCAAGCUGCCAAAUGGAUUCGAAUCGUCAUUAGCUAGCACUCGGGUCGCUAUUGAAUCAGGCAGCUUAGAAGGAGGAAGGACGCAGGAGGAAGGAAUUAAGGAAGCAGGAGGAAGGAAUUAGGGACGCAGGUAAGAAGGAGGAUGGAAGGAGGCUGCAGGCAAGGAAGGUAGCAGGAAUUAAUGAAGCAGGAAGAAGGAGGAAUGAAGGAAGCAGGGGGAAUGAGUUAGUGUCUUAGCGGUAUUCCAGGGAGGGUGCAGGCUUCUUCUAGUAUUCUAGUGUCUUUGAUUUUAUACAUUGAUUGACUUGUUUGCUGAUCACGUAUUUGCUUGAUAAUCCAUUUUCAAUCUAACAGAGAGCUAAAUAGCAUCAGGAUGGCAAUUCUUGGCCGACGUCAGUGGCAUGGGUUUCUUCAUGUAUCUGUGCGGAUUCAUUUUGAUUAAUUUCGCGCUUGGGUUGGACGUUCUAGCUUGCGUGUGGCUGAUUAACGCAUAUAACUUUUUCGGGUGCAGUAGGUCUUGCGCCUUAUCGAGUUCUGCAGCUAAUUACUUUGCUAUUUCUAGAUAGUAGCUAGUUGUGAGUCGCUAUGUGCCUCGGGGGCCCCUUAAUUUCUUGUGCUGCUUCAAUCCGUUCCGGUGUAAAAACAGACGGAAGAGCCGGCGAAACGUUUCCGGAAGCUUCUUACUUUCUAGAUCAGUAGAGUUGUCUAAUGAACUUGCUCGGUAAUGUCUUGGUCAAUUGGAUCCUCGUGUAUUUUGGCUCGGUGUUUUUCCUUCCCGUUCACUACCAAAGUCGUUUAUUAUUAUAUGCGAUCUUCUCUCCAUCCAGAUUUCAUUUUCGCCUAUGCGUCUUUGAGAUGUUUGUUCGCUCCUGCUCUAACUUUCGGCAGUAUCGGGAGAAUGUGGGCGGCAUACCUUUCCGGUGUGAAUAAUUACCACUUGUUAUGAUAAAUGUUGCCAGCAACUAUCCUCGAAGAGCUGUCCUGAUGUUGAUCAAGGAUAAGUACUGGGAGUAAGAUGAGAAUAGUACCAUGAGAGGUGUUCCAACCUAGUAUCAUAAUGGUAGGUGGAUAGGUGCUACGUCCUGAGUAAUGAUAAUAUCAGGAUUGGAAGGACAAGACAUCAUCCCAUUGGUAAUAAUCCUUUCUCCUCGUCUACUUCUCUUCCUUUUUCUUCAUACAAUUACGAUAUGAUCCUGGAUCGUCCGAAUGAGCGGUUUGUCGCUAGCAGUCUAUAUGCUUGUAUCGGGUCGCCUACUUACGUGUUAGGCUACGUAGAUGGCUACGGACUUGCGCUUCUCGCUGGGUGGCGACAAUUUUAUGAAGAAACCACGAUUAUUUUGUGUGUUUGCUUCACCUGAGAUGGUGCCAUACUUACCGUCCAGUCGUGUAUAAUAUUUGCUUUCAUCGAAGACGAGAAGGCAGUGACAUGAUGGUUGAAAACAAAUCAUAUUACCAGUUACUCAUGGUUUUCGUCUUGAAGAAAUUUUUAGUACUUGAAAAAAUGAUUGCUACUCCCCACCGAUCCCUCUUUCAACUGCCUCACCUCCCUCACCGCUUGUAACUCCCCACUGCUACACACAGGCUGUAACUCCCCAUCCUACAGGUUUCAAGGUCUCCUUCACAUAACGGGCUUCAACUCCCUCCCCCACAGCUUCCCCUCCUUCAUAUAGCGGGUUCUCCGACGUUGAUCUUUGUGUACACAUUGGCUUGCCACAUCUCCAUCAUGGUGAUGAACGGGCUGGUCGAGCAACCGUUUGUGAGGGAAAUGUACCUGAGCGAGAAAGACGGCACCAAGCAGGAUUCUAUUAUGAGAACAAGAAAAGGGUAUCCCCCUCCCGCUAACCCGAUGAGCACUACUGACGUAAGGAGAACCCACAAAUGACGCGGGCUCUAUUGAGCGGGAACGUUGGUGAACUGCAACGUGCUACAUAUAUACAUACACACAUACAUACAUACAUACAUACAGACAUACAUACAUACACACAUACACACAUGCAUACACCGAACAACAAGCUAGACUAGCGGGUAGAAGUCGCCAGGGAAAUAUUAGGCAGAUUGCCGAGUAGAUUGGCAUCGUCAUGAGAAGAAGGCCACUCUCGACUAGAGGCAAAGCCGAAAAAGAGUAACGUGAGAAAAACGGUAGAUAUAAUAUGAGGAAGGAGGUACGGAUAUUACAAUGUUAAGAAUGCUG